AUGUCUUUGGAUAAGAGGUCUGACAUAUGUCGCGAUCAUGGCGGAGAGAUCACACAAUUUGUAACCUCUCAUACUCAACGCUCGUUGCGAACUCCUCAGCAUGAGGUUCAUGUUGACACCUGUGACUCAGGACUUCUUGCCAAGUCAGAUGAAGAUGCUCGCCUGAAACGAUAUACGAACGUCGCUGAAAUCGCAGAGUCCUACGACAAUUUUGAGGCCCUUAUUCAUGUGGACGAAGUCAACUGGCUUGAGAUAGUUGAUCACUCUGAUCAAGAGGACGGCAAUGUGUUUACUGACCAUCCCGUCCCAUCUCAGAAGGGAAGCCGAGACAUGCGCGAUAUUCGGCUCAAGCACUUCAAGUUCUCUCUGCUUCAACCGGCCAUUUCUUGCCAUGGCCCGCCCAAGCAGAAGAGCACUUCUUCGUUGCUUAAACAGAUUGAGCUCUUGAAUCAGGUCUCAAUCUCAAUGGCUUCUGUUACAGCGACGCACAGACACGCGCAGCGAACGAGUGACAUCGUGCGCCUCCAGUAUCCUAAUGGCGGCGACUGCGUUGCGCCAGCUCCGCGACAGAAUGUCGACCGCGAAGAUGGCCUCCGGUGGCCAGAUGCUCGGGCAAACUUCUAUUUAAUCAAAUUUGAGCACGAUAGUCUCGUUUACCGGGCAUUGUCUGAUCUUGAAGACCUUGAAAGAUUCCGUCGAGUAUCUCACUGA
Molecule: messenger RNA, 711 nt
Organism: Aspergillus japonicus CBS 114.51
Lineage: Eukaryota; Fungi; Ascomycota; Eurotiomycetes; Eurotiales; Aspergillaceae
Exons: 5
Coding region: 1-711 (236 amino acids)
Source: RefSeq, a predicted model, not a curated record